GGUCUGUGAUAUGGCACAACUCUGGGAACCCCCCUUAAAAAAAAGCUCCUACAUAUAACAGACUGAUCUUGAAGACACAGCGGGUUAAUUCUAAGCCCCCACCACCGCCACCCACAUUCUCCAAUUUGAAAGCCGCCUCUCUACCGGGAGAGGAAGGCUCUUUUUCGGUCAGAUGGCGUGCUGCAGUCCGCCCCCGUCAUUCUCCAGCCCACACAGACAGCAAAAAGGCAGCCAGCGACCAAUACGGUGCGCCGGAGGAGGAUUUCUGCCAGUGAUUUCAGACGAGCCACGAUACGCAAAGGGGGAUUUACUACGCCAAUCUGAGCCGGGGAAGCUUGCAGCGAUAGCCUAUAGGUACCAGGUUUGGGUCGUACAGUAUCGACCUGUGACAUCUGUUGGAGAGACACCUUUGCGUAUUACGCCUGUGUCCUCUCUGCGCAUCGACCCGGCCUGGAUAAGUGCUGUGUGCCAUGUCUCUGCCACGCACACUUGGGGAGCUGCAGCUCUAUCGGGUGCUGCAGAGGGCCAACCUACUGGCUUAUUAUGAAACCUUCAUCCAGCAGGGCGGUGACGACGUCCAGCAGCUCUGUGAGGCCGCAGAGGAGGAGUUCCUGGAGAUCAUGGCCUUAGUUGGCAUGGCCACCAAGCCACUGCAUGUGCGUAGGCUGCAGAAGGCCCUCCGAGACUGGGCGGCCAACCCUGCCCUCUUCAACCAGCCUGUCGCUAAUGUUCCCCUUGGGGGCAUCCCUCUGUUCAAAGUGGACGGAACGGGCUCAGGUGGAUCCAGGAAGUCUGUGAGCAACGGCCAGCCCGGGUCACCAUGUGAGAGGGAGGAUCGAGCAUGUCUUACCCCAAUGCACAGUGGGAGUCCCAGAAGCCCCUGCUCCCAGGCCUCCCCACAGCCACCAGACUUACACUACAGGGAAAAACUGUCACCCAUGGACCCGCACUGGCUCAGCCCAGAGCCAGAUGGAAACUGUUCAGCAUCUGGAUUUGAGGAGGAGCCGCCCAGCCCACCUAUGCUGUCAACAUGUCCUCCUGGUCCCUCCACAUCUCCCAGUCCCUCUGCUUCCCUCGCCCCCACCGCCCUGUCAGCCUGGCCCGGAGGACAGCUGGACGGGGAGACGGCGAGGGCAGUGGUGGAGAGCGUGGAUAGGCUCCUGAGGACCAUGCCAAGGUCAGAUCACACAGAGGUGAAGACACUGCUUAGGAUGAACAAGAAGUUGGCAAAGACUGUGGGGCACAUCUACAAAAUGGGGUCCCAGGACGUGAACAAGGAAGAGGAGAUCCGAAAGUACAGUCUAAUAUAUGGACGCUUCGACUCCAAGAGGAGAGAAGGCAAGCAGCUCACACAUCAUGAGUUGAUCAUCAAUGAAGCUGCAGCCCAGUUCUGUAUGCGCGACAAUGCCCUUCUGCUGAGACGAGUGGAGCUCUUUUCACUGGCACGGCAGGUGGCGAGAAAAUGUGCCUACACCUCCACUCUGAAGCAUGCAAGGACAAACGCAGAUGAGAACAGUGUGUUGCCACAGAAGAGAGCAAGACAGGAGGUAAUGGUGCCGGAGUGUGUCUCAUCACCUCUCGGAGUGGAGAGCUUGGAGGCCUUGACCCAGAGAGCAGACGAUGACAGUUUAUCUGCAGAGAGCCUCGACAGUGUAUCACAUGACAUGGGCUCACAGUGCAACCAGUCUCCUUCCCCUCGUCCCCACACCGACACGUCCAACCCCGCCAGCUGGAGUCGCCACCUCAUACAGCAGACACUAAUGGACGAGGGGCUGCGAUUGGCUCGGAUGGUGUCUCAUGAUCGGGCUGGCAAGAUCAGCCUAGGGUCAGAAGGGACUCGCUCCUCAGACCAUGACAGUAAAGUGGAGAAGCGGGGCUCAUUAACAGCGUGCAGGAGCAGUAGCCCCUGCAUCACCAGAGACAACUCCAAUCACCGAGGGAAAUGAAAAGUGCUCCGAGGUUAUCGGCGAACUCGAUGUGCUCAGGCCCAACGCUGAACUCCACUCAGACUGCUGCAGAGGCUGUUACCGAGCAGGUUUCCUCCACAUGUACUUCACUGACAUCAAAAGCAUCUGAGUGACUCUAAAGUCUUUACAGUUCAUGUCAGAAUUUACCAGCGCCUAAACUCAUCAACCUGCAGUGAGUUCUAAGUGCUGUGGAUAAGGUUAAAAAAACAUCUACUUUCAUUGAGUAAAUAUGCAGAGGGGUCAUUUUUUGUUUUCUUUUUCAAAUAUAGGACUUUAAGACCUGCAGAUUUGAUCCAAUAGUAAAAUCCACCUGUUUCUGAUGAGAUGGGCUCGACACAGCAGGGGGCACUGCAACUUUAGAAAUGGACUCUCUGAACUUAAUCCGGCUUGAGUGAAAAUGUAGUAGCAUGGAGGGAAUUUACAGUCUCAGCGCGUAAUAUGAUAACAAGACAAAGACAACAAUCUCUGCAGCUCAUCCCCCUCAGGAAACAGGCAGAUGUGCUGGUUUUUAACUGACGUCGACUUGGUAGUCAGAGAACAGUGUUCCUUCACAAUCAAAGAUAAUCUGUGUAGAGGAAGUAGGGAAACAGUGGGUGGUUGAGCCACAAAUUGAUCGAAAUUUUUCAACGCUGCUGUUAGGUUGAGAUCCCUUUUAUCCUUUAUACUGCAUCAUCUAGUCACCUGUCAGAUCAGAAGAGGCACCCUGAGAUCUAUAUAUACACACACAGUAUAUAUGAAGCCACAAGCCUCCAUUUUCUCCCUCACAUCCUUCUAUACUGGAUUUUUCCACAGACGACCAAAUCAUUUUGCACGAAACAAAGCAAUCAACACUUCUCUUUGAGGCAUUUGAUUAUUUUAAAUGAUGUGGAAAAUGUACUGAGAUAACAAUUUCUAAACUCAGCGACAUUUGAAAAAGAAUAUAGACACUUUAUUGAUUUCCAGGGGAUUGAUUUUCACUCUUCUCUUUAAACCCUGGAGUGAAGUUUCAGAUGCUCGGAGCAGCAGUCCUCAGCAUCUUGCUCAAGAACAUUUCACCGGGGAGGAUUUUUUGGGGACAUUCAAGCUGUGAACUACAUUGUGAGAUUCAUAAAAUGCAAAAUUAAAAAAACACAGUGUCACAGUAUUUAAAAAUGAAGUGGGGAAAAGUAUAGAUUUUGGAUGCAAUGUUUUUAGGUGUAGCGGACACUUGUUGGCUGUAGCGGUGUGUAUUUUGGGAUGAUUUCUUCAGGUUUAGAUGUUAACAAGAUCGAGUUUUUGUUAGUUUCCCUUUUUAUCUAUUUUCACCUCUGAGACUCAAUCACUGACAGACAAUCACUUUAAAUAGAAAAUCACAUGCAGAGGUUUACAGAAAGAAAUCUCACGGUGCUUGACUUUUGAUCCAGCAUUACCUGUUAUUAAUUUUAGCCGACUGGCUCUUAUAAGGAAGAGUUAAAAUGGGCUUAAACAAGGCAAAUAUUGAUAAUUGAUGAAAAAGGAUUUUGAACCCUCCACCACAGAUUUGUCAGUGAAGUACCUUGCUGUGAAUCAGUUUCACCUGCCUGUCUGCUGAGCAUUAGUGACCUCAGUUUAUUAUGUUGCAAACAGAUAAUUUAUUUUGUUACAUCUCAAUAAAUGUUAUUUUAUUGCUUAAA
Messenger RNA from Platichthys flesus (European flounder), 3598 nucleotides. It is a transcript of the gene nab2, whose product is annotated as NGFI-A binding protein 2 (EGR1 binding protein 2). Lineage: Eukaryota; Metazoa; Chordata; Actinopteri; Pleuronectiformes; Pleuronectidae. Bases 471 to 1946 code for a protein of 491 amino acids. The transcript is spliced from 8 exons. The record is from RefSeq and is a predicted model, not a curated record. Gene Ontology annotation, cellular component: nucleus. Gene Ontology annotation, biological process: negative regulation of DNA-templated transcription. Gene Ontology annotation, molecular function: transcription factor binding; transcription coregulator activity.